AACAUUUUGAGCACGCGUGCGCCACAUUUGGCUCCUUUCCGUGCCCGAGUGGGACACUACCUGACUUGGUCUCAAAUACCAGCCUCCCCGCUGCUGGCGCAUAUUUGGGGUUUGUCUCCUCACUUCAACAAGCAGUGGAAGCACCCAGGCACGCACGCUGUGCGGGACUUCCACGGCGGGCUCCCAUCGUGGAUUGGGAUGUUUUGCUGAUGGAGCGCUGCUAAGGGGAGCAAGUAGACUUUUGUGUCUGUGAGAUCCAAAUGCAUUGGCUUCUAGGACGGAAGAAGAAAGAAAAAGAGGAAGAAGAAGCAGCAGCAGCAGGGUUUGGGAGCGAUCUGUGUAUGGGCUUUCUGCCCCACGCUGCCACCAUGUUCAGCUGCGUGGGCUGCUUCUGGGUGCUCCUGUCCUCCACCCUGGUCGCCGUGUGCAGUUUCAGUUUCAUCUCCCCCGCCUGGAUUGUGAAGGAGCAGCUGAGGAGCAACCAUCACCAUCAUCACCACUCCAACAAGGACUCGGUGAGCUUCGGCUUGCUGUGGCACUGCUCCGAGUCUCUGGAUCACAUGUACCGCUGCUACACCUUUGGAGGGCUGGGCAAAUUUGCGGAGAUCCCGUCCAGUUCGUGGCAGACCAGUGCAGUGCUGUGCUCGGGGGGGUGCGCUCUGCUCGCCGUCAGCUCCCUGCUGGCCAUCAUCAGCGUCUUCCUGCCCAGUGGAGGAUGUGAGAGGAGGAUCUGCGGCCUGGCGGGAUACGUGCAGAUGGCAGCAGUGUUUAUCAUGGCUGUGGGGCUGCUGGUCUACCCAUUUGGGCUCAACUCUUCGCUGGUUAGAUCUUUUUGCGGAGACUCUGACAUCUACAAUGCUGGCGAGUGCCAAAUCGGCUGGGGAUACAUGUUGGCCAUUGUCGGAGUGAUGCUCACUGUCUUUUUGCCAUUUUUUGCCAAAUAUGCACCAAAGGAGCAGCUGUCUCCCACUCCUUUGCCCACUCUCUUAUAGUUUGUAUUGACAUUUUUACCGGUGUAACACUUUCUCUGAGCCAGAUUGAAUGGAAAUACACCAGGAUUUUUCAGUGAUGAUGCUGUCUGGGAAGCCUGUGAUCAUCGUCAUCCAACAGUACAUGUUUGAAGUGAAAAUACUUCCAUUAUGUUGCAUUUCAACUAAUAAAUUAACCAUUUUCCUGGAGACGCUGUGGAGAAAUGGGAGGACUUUUGAUGUGAUGAUUUAUUGCAGCAUUUGUGUGUGUGUGUGUGUGUGUGUUUUGUAUUUCCCUCUUGUGUUGAACAAAGACUAGAAAUUGUGUGCACAAAGAGGCCACUUCAGUUUUUUCACUGACGCAAUCAAUUAUUCAGCAAAGCGGUUCAACUGUAAAUACGAACUAACAGACUUAAAGCUGAAAGGAUUCUAAAAAAAAUGGCUAAAAAAAACGGAAGAAGAGGCUUUCAAAGAUGCUACUUUUUCUUGGAUUCUUCAAAGGUCAUCAGUUAAAACAAUAAGUGGUGUUGUCCAAAAUGAUUUGUGUAUGUAUAUUGCUUGUUAAAUGGAAGUAAUUUCUCGUCUACAACAAAUAAUACUUCAGGACAAAUACGAUUGCAAAAGGCAGGGAGAUGAUGGAGGGAUUUUGUCAAAUUGCAUGAGAACUUUGUAAAUGGUAGAAGAACUGCUCUAGAUUUUAACGUGAUGUGACCAACUUGUGCCUUUCAGUGUAACAAAGACGAGUGUUAAGUACAAUGAUCAGGUUUCCGUCUCAGCCAUUUUUUCAUUUCUGCAGACAAAAAGAGAGUCCUGUCGUGUGAAGUUUCUUUUUGUGUCCUUUCCAUACUUGAUGCAGUAUGAUUUCAUGAACAUGGCAAAAUAAUUCUGGAAAACAAAUAAAGCACCUCAUAGUAACAUUUUAUAAUCCUUGGAACCACGAGAAGCAAGACAAAUGCUGUGUUUUUCACUUUCAUUACGACACGAGACCUUCCAGCUAAUCAAAACUGCGGGGCACCCACCCAGUGUUCUAUUUGAUUACCAGUCGCAAAUGGAAGGAAAGAGCUUUACAAAUUCAACAUUUGUUCUAGUUGAGCAAAUAUGUCAUCAUCCAUACUCAGCACCUCAGUCCAAGACUGAGGUGCUACUUAACUGUCCUUGCACACUGCCAGCUCAUCAAACCUCAUUUACUUUUAGUGUGUGUUCAUAUUUGUGUUACGAGGCACUUUUUUUUUAAAAUUUUGCCCAGCAUCCACAAUCCCUAUGUGAGCCAAGAACACACGUCUUUCCCUUUUCUGUACUGGUUAAUUUUUCACUGAGAAUGCACGUAAUUGGAAUUCAGCAGUUACCCAUCCCACUUUGUUUGACGGUCCUUGAACGUAACGUAGUUGUUUGCAUGUGCUCACGUUCACCUGCGCUGCACAAAUAAGAUUACUACAAUGCAUUUUUCCCGUUUUCCUUUCACCUCAUAUUUGGUCCCAAAAGCUGAUACUUUGUGGGAAUGCAUAAAGGUAAGGUUUGAGGACGUUACUGAGUGCUAAUGUGCAUAUUUAUUCGGUGCACAAUCUCAAGUUAAUUCAUACUAGCACACUGCCUGUUACCACACACAUCAAACAGUGAUGUAUAUUUAUUUUAUUUUAUUGAACCUUUAUUUAUCCAAGUAAGGCAGUUCAUUUGCCAAGCCAACCUGGCCAAGAGGUGCUAUAAUAAAAAGGUUAGGGACCACUGAUCUAGAACUCACAUUGGGAUUGUGCAUGAUGGACAAUAUUCCAAAAAAACAUGUCUGUGUAGAUUCUCAGUCAUCCCGGUCGUGGUCAUCCAUAAAGGUGGAAUCAUGGCAACCGGACUAUUCUUGUUUCUUCUUGCAUGUGCUGACAUCUCUCCCCCAAAGAUUGUCUCAUUGCACCGGAAGAGUGCCCACUAAUGAGUUGCAACGACAACUCUAUUGUACGCACCCACCCGAGACAUAAAUACCCAAGAAGCAUUUUAGAUUAAGGGUGAAACGUCCAGUUCUCGAUUCUGCCAUUGCUGCCAUACCUUGACACCAACAAAUGAUUGCCGUAUAAGGCUGCCAUAUUUGAAAAAAGGUUGGGAAUUUGGGAAAGACAUACCUGUGGGACCUCAUACUGUGGGACAGACUGGUCUUUUUGCCCUUUUUCUUGUUUGAACCACUGUGUGUGAAGUCUCAGCACUGGUGUUUUUGGUAGAUUAAACCUACUGUUUGCUUUUUCUUUCCCCCUCCAUCGUGACGUUUGACUGUACAUAAAAUGACUGUACUUUAUAUAUCAUGUCAGUCCUAACUGCCUGUUUUUGAAAGUUGUAUUGAGAGAUUACCUCAUUGUGGUUGCUUUAUCAGAAUUCCUCUUUUAACAUUGAUUGAUGGUCUGUGAUUUUCUUUGUAAUAAUAAAUCAUUCUAAAAAGGAAGACUGUUUACAGUUCC
Messenger RNA from Dunckerocampus dactyliophorus (ringed pipefish), 3406 nucleotides. RefSeq names its product LHFPL tetraspan subfamily member 7 protein. Bases 261 to 992 code for a protein of 243 amino acids. NCBI's taxonomy places the organism in Eukaryota, Metazoa, Chordata, Actinopteri, Syngnathiformes, Syngnathidae. Gene Ontology annotation, cellular component: membrane. The transcript is spliced from 3 exons. The record is from RefSeq and is a predicted model, not a curated record.